Molecule: messenger RNA, 1197 nt
Organism: Chaetomium strumarium
Lineage: Eukaryota; Fungi; Ascomycota; Sordariomycetes; Sordariales; Chaetomiaceae
Product: ubiquinol-cytochrome C chaperone-domain-containing protein
Exons: 2
Coding region: 45-1043 (332 amino acids)
Biological process (GO): mitochondrial respiratory chain complex III assembly
Cellular component (GO): mitochondrion
Source: RefSeq, a predicted model, not a curated record
AGCACUCAACACCUGCCUCAGUCCAAGCAGAUCAGAUACCCGCAAUGGCUUGUCGCAGUUGCGGCGCGGGUCUCGCCCGCCUACCUUCCAGGGCAUCAUCGCCUCUCAGCCGGAGUUUCUUAGAAACCACGCCGCUACAAUUACCAUCACCGUCGCCGUCGUUCUGCUACGGCGCGACAAGUCGCUCGGCCUCGGGGUUCGUCCUGACGUAUGCGAUGAUACCCAGCCUCCAGAUCACCGCCCCGGCCCGGACACCCCGAAGAGCCCUCCACACGACAUCGUCCCGGCAGAAGUUCAAACUGAGAGAGAUGCUGCUCGGCCGCAUCGCCCAGACCCUGGCGACAGAGAAGAGCAGCUACUACAUCUACGGCGCCGCCGAGCGCCUCUACAAUGCCUGCGCCGCCCCGGCCGACUACACGAUCGACCCAAAAGACCGCAAGGCCGGCAAGCUGCAGACAACGGCCGAGGGCGAGGAGAUUGGCGUCAGCAAGGGCGGGUCGUGGCACAACGACCUCGGCCUCCUCCCGACCUUCAACACGUGGGCGCACAUCACCAUGCUGCACAUGUACCUGCUCGUCGUCCGCUUCCGCUGCUUCGACGCGGCCUCGCAGCAGGCCUGGCAGACCUACCUGGUCAACCACUUCUUCUACCACGCCGAGGCCAAGAUGGACGAGGUGCACGAGCUGACGUCGCGCCUCAUCCGCCAGAAGUACCUCAAGGACCUGUUCGUCCAGUGGCGCGGCCUGAUGCUGGCCUACGACGAGGGCUUGGUGAAGGGGGACGCCGUGCUGGCGUCGGCCGUGUGGCGCAACCUGUUCAAGGCGCGGGAGGACGUCGACGUGCGGGCGCUGGCCGCCGUGGUCGCGUGGAUGCGCGCCGGCCUGGCGGAGCUCGGCGGCAUGACGGAUGACGAGGUCGAGGUGGGCGGGCACGCCGCGUUUGGCGAGCUGACCGAGAAGUUCCAGGCGGUAGAUCUGCCGACCGCGUCGAUGAGGGCCGUGCUCGAGCAGGCGGCGUUGAAGCCCGAGGCGAGUCGCGCAUGACGUUGCGUGGGAUGAUGUACGAUGUACGACCAACAAAGACUGUAAAACCAACCACCACCCUGUAGCCAUACAUUUACUGUACAAGUACAAUGCACAACAACAACAACGCCGUCCUUUUUCUUUUCGUUUUUUCUUUUUCUUUUUUUCUUUCUUU